CGCCGCGUCCGCACGCGCCCUUCUCCGCUCCGCCACCCGCUCGCGAACAGUGCACGCCCGCCGCAAGGAUACCUACCACGGUGCAUGUGAUUAAGUGACGGCUUCCCAGUGCUUUGAAGUGGAGGCUCGGGCCGCCGGUGCCGCUGGGCCCGCUUGCGGCCCGGGCGGUGGGAUGGACUCCCCACAGAUGUACGAUGCGACCGGCGCGCCACCGCCGCCGCCGCAGCCCGAUCUCAAGAAGGUUGGAGAUGACAAGCGCGCGCCCUUCCCGCCCCCGGACCUGGACGAGCUCAAUGGCCAGGAGAUCAGUCUCGACCUGCAGCACCUCAUCGAGGACCAGUUCCGCGGAGAGGAGACCAUGGCGCUCUUCCAGGAGAUUCUACCUGGUGGCCGCUCUCCGCAGCCGAGACACUUUACACGAACCACUCUGGCUUACAUGCCACAGCCGGUACAUUCAGGAGCAUCAUAUGCACCUGUUCCGGCUACAGCGGCACACGAACAACAGCCACCGAUAAAAGAGGAACCGCCUGAGCCGCAUGAUUUUAGGCGAAACGUCAGUUGCGCUCAGUAUACAGGCCAGUACAACCCCCAACCGCCCGUAGGCGUCAGUGGUCCUUACGGUGGAGGCUUCACCUCCUUACCGCCACUUGGAGCGCCGCUCCUGCCUCCUUUACUCAAACACAAACAGACCCCAUCGAGACGCUCCUCCGGAAAAGCGGUAGACAAAGGAACAGACGAAUACAGAAGGAGACGCGAGCGCAACAACAUAGCUGUGAGAAAAUCGCGCGAGAAGGCUAAAGUGCGCUCCAGAGAGGUAGAAGAGAAGGUGAAAACGCUGUUGAGAGAGAAAGACGCGCUGCUGAAGAGGUUGGAGGCGGUGUCGGGGGAACUGAGUUUACAUAAACAAAUGUACGUGCAUCUGAUCAACCUGAACCACCCGGAGAUCACGGAGCUGUGCCGCUCGAUGCUGCAGCUAGGCGCGCCGCAUGCGCCCGACCACACGCUCUGACCAUAGAUCGAGAUGGUGUGAUAUCGUGCAUUAACUCUUUAAAGUGACCUACGUUAAGAGUAGUUAGCGAAAUUAUCAUGUGAUUUUUAUUGUUUAUUGUACACGGAUAGUUUAAUUUUAAGUCCAUCCGCAGUCGACGCUGUGAAGGCUUAGGGCGAUAGACUACGCAGAAGUAAAUUAAAUACAGGUAUUUAAAUCUAAAAAAAUGUUCAGACCUUAGUGCAAUAUUGCCGUGAAAUUAAAAUAAGAAAAGUUGUUUGAUAAAGUAUUUUCAGGACGAGGUUUUGCUGAGUCCUAAAAAGUGUCGAUUCAGACGUUAAAACUAAAAAUGUUGCGUAGUCUUUAGCCUAAUGUGUUGGUGCUUUUAUUAAAUCGAAGAGUGAGCCUUGGUCUAGGGUGUGACUAAGACUAAGACUGACUUUUUUAAGGCUUUUGCCAUUUAAAAAGCACCGAUUAUGUUGAAUUGUGAAGAUAGUACUCAUAAAAGCGUGAGGUGUUAUAUGCAGGUUAGCUUAUAGCUACAUAUUACUGUUUAAUUUUCGAAGCAAGAUAAACCUCAUAUAGUGCGCCACGCAUAAGAGUUAAACUAUGGAUAGUUUCUAAAAUUGCUACUUUUUAUACGUUAAGCUAUGUCCACAAUAUUACUUUCAUCUUCAAAAGGCAUAAUACUCUCAAAGCCAAGUAAAACAACUUUAGUGCAAAGCUUUUAAGCCUCACUUUUAAGAUAGACGAGUAUAAAAGCAUUGAUGUGGACAUAGCUUUAUAUUUUUUGCAUAAAGCCAAUUCACAAGCUAUCGACUCAUAAGCGAGUUCUGGCCGCAAAGAAGUGAUCUCAAAAAUGGCGGCUACAACCGCUAGCUCACACUAUCACUGCCAUGUGUCUCGAAAAUGUACUCUAUGGACAUAACAAUACGUACUGAUUUACGACGUAAAGGCUGCUGUAGAUAAUACAUUUUAACAUUUGCAAAGAUAUGACAGAUUGGGAUUAAAAAAGUUGCUGCAUUAAUUUUAAAUCCCAUUCAUAGAUGUCGCUAGACUUCCACGAUUUUAAAAAUAAGGAUCGGAAAGCCACAAAACAUGGGAUGUGUGACUGAUUUUUACCUUUUUAUGGACGGAAUGAAUAUUUUUUAACUGUAUUGAUACAUUGAGACGCAAUGUAGUUUGUAAUAUAAUAAAGUAGGGUUGACCAAGUCGAGUGAGAUUGAGAGGAAAAAAAUAUCUUGAUAUUUACAAUAUUUUUAUCGUAAUCCAAUUUUACCUGUGAUCCGAUUCGCCUUGGCCUACCCUAUCUGCGUAACAUGUAAAUUUGGUUGUAAAUAAUCUUGAAAAAUAUAUAGAUGUAAAAUUCUUUUUUCUGAAUUGUUUCUUAGCUUCUCCAAAUUUCUAACUUUUUACUCUGACUUGAUACGCCUAGGUUUGUUCUUCUUUUAUUGUAAAACAAAACUUUAUUUUCGUUUAAUAAUUAAUCGAUAUAUGUAAAUAAUAGGAAUUUUAUAGUUAACGCUAAGCGUAGGGUUAGCAAAGGGCUAUUUUAACUAUUUUGUUGAGUUCUAAAAUUUUUAUUCCUAAAAAGUACCUUUAUUAAUUCUUAUUUUUGUUAGAUUUUAUGUAUGUUUAAGUUUAAAGUAAGGUUUAAAUUAAUUAUGAUAAAAUCAUUGUUCUACAUACUGCCGAGGGAAAGUACAAGGUGUAAUUUAUAUUAAAAAAAAAACGAUGUAAAUUUUCUAAGCUACUUAAUUGAGUAUGAAGUAACUCUAGUAACAUUAUAAGCUGCUUAAAAGAAUAUUAUAAUUGUAAAAGAUAUACUUUGACUGCCAACUUAAGUGGCGAAAUGGUAUUUUAACUGUUCGACUCAGGGUUGGCACUCAUAGUAAAAACGGGUCUCGAAACACAUAGUUACCAUAACAAAUCCUACGAUUAAAAUAAAAUGGGGAUGGCUACACACCAAUAAAUAUGAUAUUCAAUAUUGUAAAAAUAACCGAUUAUUACUAUUUUCUACUUAUGAUAUUUCCAGUACAGAAGUUACCCGAAAAAAAUACCUCGUAUAUUUAUAGAUUUUUAUAAAUAAUUUGGUGUGUAGUCAUUAUGUAGUCGAUAUGUUCCGUCCUGCUUUUACCUACAUACAUAUACGUACAUUCAAGAAACAUAUAUUUUGACUACUAUUACAUAUCUUUCUGACAAGUAUUCUUGUACGGAUUUUAUAUGAAUUUUGAAAUAUUCGAAUGUAUUUCAUAUACCAUAUAUAACUGUUUUGGUGGUGUGAUUUUGAAAGCUUUAGAGGUCUUGAAAUGUGUUCUAAAAUGUCUACUACUUAUGCCUAAAGGCUCGUCCAAACUGAAGCAUCACAAUGUUUUCUUUAAAAUAUUUAUAAAAAACAAAAACAUCUAAAAAUAUAUAAAGAUAACAUUGUGAUGAUUCAGUUUGAAAACUUUUGUUUAUUUUAUUAAAUAUUGUUGAUUUAUUUUUAAAUAAUUUAUGAAUCAUUUGUUUUAUCUACGUCGUCCAGAUGGUGCUAAGAAAUGCGAGAUCAAACCUUUCUUGUUCUGAGCCAAAGACUUUUAUUCUCUACCUGGGUGUCAAACUAUGUACUUAAAAAUACACAAAGGAAUUAAUUUAAUCAUUAAAAUUUUCGUAAUGUUGAUUGCUGAUAUUUAAUUAAUUUUUCAUAAUUUAUUAACAAUUGGUUGAGUGACAGCCCUAGCAACUCUUAAAGCAUUUGUUAUUACAAAUUCGUAUGAAGUGACUCUUCUGUACACGAUCGUGUAAAAUCAAUUGUACAUUAUUCCAUUAAAAGUAUUGUUCAAAGAAAGAGUAUAAUAUUUAUUUAUUGGACGACUAUUUAUGUUAUGUUGCUCAUUCUUGUUAUUGUUAGUACAAUUAUUUGUUUGUAUCAAUAGGGUUAACAACAGUCAAAGUAUUUUGUAAAUGGCGUCCAAACACCUAUGCCUGAGAAAUCUGUAGAAUACUUUGAUAGUCUAACCCUUAUCAAUAAUUUUACAGUUUGAUACUCUUGUAGUCUGUUACUUUACAAAUUCCUGUCAAAAUGAAUGUAAGAGGCCUUGAAUAUGUCUGACAAUAAUGUUAGUGUAAGGGUGAACGCCCCUCGAUGUUAUAGGUGCAAUUAAAUUUAAUAUAUACCUAUUUAAUAUAAA
Messenger RNA from Leguminivora glycinivorella, 4161 nucleotides. RefSeq names its product CCAAT/enhancer-binding protein-like. The record is from RefSeq and is a predicted model, not a curated record. The transcript is spliced from 2 exons. Gene Ontology annotation, biological process: regulation of transcription by RNA polymerase II; DNA-templated transcription. Gene Ontology annotation, molecular function: DNA-binding transcription factor activity, RNA polymerase II-specific; RNA polymerase II cis-regulatory region sequence-specific DNA binding. Lineage: Eukaryota; Metazoa; Arthropoda; Insecta; Lepidoptera; Tortricidae. Bases 173 to 1009 code for a protein of 278 amino acids.